AUGUCCUCUCCGUGGAAAAAACAGCCGGAAGAUGUGGUCGACAGCGUUCUAAAGCGGGCAGAAGUCAGCAAGAUUGCACGCAGACUGCAGAACCGCUUGGCUUUGGCCCAGUUCAAGACUAAGCAUGGUUGGGAAGACUUGACGCUCGACUCCAUCGAACCCAAAUUGGAGGAGGAAAUGCGAAGACGACGCCUUUGCGACGGAGACGUCUUAUCCGACUCGUCAUCCAGCGCAUCCGAUCUACCUUACCCGACAAAAGCUCUGAUGAGCUCGCCGCUCAAGGCACCUUUAUUCUCCGAUGCCAUCGGGUCGAGCAACGGGAGCUCGGGUCACCGAAAGCGUACAUACUUUGCAUCGUUUGACCAUACGGCCUCAAGCCCAAGCAAGCGCUUUCGCGCAUCGCCGACAGCACACAAGUCCUUUUCAGGACACUCCACGUGGAAGGACAGUCAUGAGUUGGCGCAGUCGUCACCUAUCAAGCCUCGGCGCCAACAGCACUUUACCACGUCAGGUGGGCCAGAUGUGUCAUUUUUCCAGCAACGCAGAAUGACAGAUGCCUUAACAUCGCCAAACUUUGCAGCGCCUUCGGACGACGACGACGACCUGCUACCUGCGCACUCGUUCACCGUCAAUAACGUCCGGUCGUCUCCGCCACGUACUCCGCCCUUGCAAACCCGAGGCCUUGCAAGCAAGCGGAGUAAAGAAACCUUGGAUGCUGGCAAUGGUGGCAAGACGGGAGAAGAAGGUGCAGACCUUUUGCUGUAUCUUGCAGCGUCGCCAUCUCCAGCGGUCAAGUCGAACCGAGGCCGCAUGGAACGUCUGUCAACCCCUCCACCCAAGAACAGCAAGUUGGACCUGCCAUCAUCCAUGAUGACAACACCGGGCGGAGGCAACUUGUUUCCCAAUACUCCUGGCCAGGGAUUUGACUUUGCAGACUUUGUCAACAUCACUCCUAGCCCGGCACAGAAACCAUGGAGAACACCUGGUCCCAUGUCUGCUCGCACACCCCUCAGUGUGACCAGGCGAAGGCUAACUUUUGAGGAGCCUCUGGCCUAA
Messenger RNA from Metarhizium brunneum ARSEF 3297, 1056 nucleotides. RefSeq lists its product as uncharacterized. NCBI's taxonomy places the organism in Eukaryota, Fungi, Ascomycota, Sordariomycetes, Hypocreales, Clavicipitaceae. The record is from RefSeq and is a predicted model, not a curated record.